CUGCCAAGUUUUUUACAAAGUGUAUAUGUGAGAGGGAAGGUGUUUCAGGCGUUAGCAGAUCCAGAGGCCCUAUCUAUACCUUUGGCAAGUUUCUGUGAUCCGUGGUUCACCGAGGCAGCAUUCGAACAAGAAAAAGGAAAGUUGUACUCACUUCUGCAAUUCAAUUCUACCACUUAUCCACCCACGGUUACUCCUGAAAGUGUCAUAGAUAACCAGUCGAAACUAAUGUAUCGAAACGUCCUCAAACCGAUGUUCAUCGCAUUCGUGCGGAGGGCAGAAGCAAGCGGAACCGUAGAUGCCAAAGAAUUAUAUAACAAGGUUAUAAGCAGUUUUUAUGACGAGACCGAUAACAUUUCAUGCCCUGAACGAUCUCGGCCAUUACGGUGUUUGCCUGACUUUUUAUACACAAUGGGAUUCCGCUCCUCUGCAAAAGCAAUGCGAUUUGGUAUUGUACGUGCUCUGAUGAAUGCAGAAUCUGAGGGAAUACUGAGAUGCGCACGCGAUGAGCUUGAGGAGUUCUUGUCGGUACCAUAUGCUGAUCAUUACGUUCUCCUUUUCGAGCAUGCUUCUCAUUUAUAUGACCUGGUGAAGACUCUGUGGAGUGUUGUUAGUCAAGUUGCUCGCGACAUGAAUCACAACAAUGCGGCCAACUUGCCACGACUUUCACCUAAAGCUGUGGAAAUGAAUAUAAGGCUGCUGAAAAUGGUGAGGGCUGUGCUACAUUUGUACGCACGAAUUUACGCUGAAAUUGGAAAGGUUCAGGGAGCUGGCUUCCAAGAGCAUGUAGAAUUCAUUAUUCCAAGUUAUAUCAUGCGAGGAAUAAACAUCAUUCCCGUUCUGUGGAGUUUUGCUACGAUUGUUCAAUUUCUUGUCGAUCGUGUCCCUCCACGCGAGGACAUCACUCGAUUACUAACGGAAUCAAUGGUCACAGUUGAGCUUGCAAUCCAUCAGCUGGCUCUUUGGGCACAAUCUGGAUACAAAGAUGCCGAAAAGGUUAUUUUCCUUCCUACUUCUUUUUUAUAUCUAGACUGA
Cooperia oncophora is the source of this 1032-nucleotide messenger RNA. NCBI's taxonomy places the organism in Eukaryota, Metazoa, Nematoda, Chromadorea, Rhabditida, Trichostrongylidae. The record is from the annotation of a GenBank genome assembly.